Octopus sinensis (East Asian common octopus) is the source of this 3999-nucleotide messenger RNA. RefSeq names its product tudor domain-containing protein 7B. NCBI's taxonomy places the organism in Eukaryota, Metazoa, Mollusca, Cephalopoda, Octopoda, Octopodidae. The transcript has 28 exons. The coding region runs from base 161 to 3733 and encodes 1190 amino acids. The record is from RefSeq and is a predicted model, not a curated record. Gene Ontology annotation, biological process: spermatogenesis.
UAUUUAGAGGACAUGGAUCUCGAGUUAUCGCCCCUGUGCGAGCUCUCUGCUGUUAUUUACAAUUCUUUGAAGCUUCCUGAACAGAAAGUGAUCAAUGGUAGGCAUAUAGUGAUUUACCACCGCCAGAAACACAGCAUUCAACCAGCUUUGCACGUCCAAAAUGGAUAAACUAAAAAUAAAUAUCCGUGCAGUCUUACAGAGUGCUAAGAAUGGAGUGGAGGCUUCAAAUUUUGAAGACCACUACAGAAGCUUGACAAAAGAAAACAUACAAUAUGCACAGUAUGGCUAUAAGAGCCUUGACGAACUUAUGGCCAACAUUCCAGAUACUGUAUACUUAGCAAAUUAUCGUGGUACAAAGAUUUAUCGUGCAGUCUGUACCGAUUCCACAUAUCACCUACAGAAGCUCAUUGACAGACAGAAGUCAGUAUCGGCUCGAAAAUCAAAACCGGUUCCUAAUCGGCGGCGUCCUCUCUUUGCCAAUGAAAAUCUUCAGAACUCCACUUGCAGAUACAAUAGAUAUGAAGAUAACCGAAAGCGAUACCCAAAUGUGCGAGUGACAGUCGACAGUUCAGGUCGUGGGCAGCAGGUAAACUGCCGGGGUGAUGUGAAAAGAUCUGUUGAGAUGGGAGAUAUUAAUGCAAAUUGCAAUAAGCAUGAGAUAAAAUCUGUGAUGAUGUCUGUAUCGAAGAGCAAUCGUGUGUUUGAGAAAGCAGUCAAAGACAUCUCCAGCAAUGAGCAGGUACCUUAUGGCUCAAUGAAUACAUUUCCUCUGGCCCCUCGAUUCCAGAAACAGAAGAACAACACUCCAGCACCAGAUUUUGUGAAAGGAAGGCAUGAGCAUACACCAAGAUCAAAUAAAGUUUCCUCAUCAGUAUUGGAUGGCAAACAAUACACCGAAUGUCUUGUAGAGUUUGUGUCGAAGAAUUCCUUAUCUUUUGCAAUACAGGCAUUACCUGUUGAAAAUGGAUUCACCGCCUCUAUACAAAUCAAAAACGAGGUUUAUGAAAGUAGUGCCCGCUUCCCCAGUGAACAAGAAGCGCAAUACUCUGCAGCAAAGAAUGCUUGUAUCAGCCUUGGUCUUGAUCCGUAUAAAAUGGAUGAUCCUGUAGGAAUUGAUGAACAUGAACUGAAGAAAAGGGUCCAGCAGAUUGUUGUUCAGAAUGGGCUGUGGUUGAAAAAUAUGGGAGAGACAUAUGAAAAACAGUUUGGAGAGAAAGCUCCGGAUAAUCUACAAGACCUGGUACGAUCUUGGGUCGACGUGUUUAAGAUAGAACAAGCUUGUGCUACACAGAUGGAAAUCGUGUAUCCAGUGAAACAGUCCUUGGUGUCAUUUACAGGCAAGGAAGUUGAAAUAAAACAUGCUGAUUUGUUACCAGUCGGAUCUGUACUCAAUGUCUAUGUCAGCUUUAUCUACUCAGCUGCCCAAUUCUAUGUCCACUAUGAGACCAGUUGUAUUCAGGAGAUUGAUGCUGAACUGAACCUUCACUGUCAGAAACGUCAUGUGGAUAUAAAAGCUCUGCAGAUUGGUGGAUUUUGUGUUGCGCAGUACUCCGACAAUGAUGCCUGGUACAGAGCAUCUAUUUUAGACAUUGAUGACGAAAAGGGAGAAGUAGAAGUAUACUAUGUGGAUUAUGGUAACACAGAGAGGGUUUCUAUUGACCGAAUCACCAAACUGCCCACCUCUGUUGCCCACUAUCCUGCUCAGGCUAUUCUCUGUGCAUUGUUUCAACUCAUACCACCACAGGAGGAAACAGACUUUGAAGCUUCAAAGCAGGAAUUUGGAGCUCUUGCUCAGGAUCAACUUCAAGCUAAAACAGUGUUAAUUGAUAACAAAGUUUGUCAUGUAAUUCUAAUCAACCCCGAAUCACCUUCAAAACUAUCCAUCAACGAUAUUUUAGUGAACAGUAAAUUGGCCUACCUCUGUCAGACUCCUGAAGCUGACCCAGAGGAGAAUGAACCAGAAAAUGGGGUCUGCUCCCCCACGUCUCCUCCUCCUUCUCCUUCUCCUCCCACUUUAUGUGUGGAUAGCGUACGUGAUGAGAAAUUUGCAGGUGGUGCACCUUUAAUGUUGCCUGCCGAUAGAUUCUGGGAUGUCUACGUGUGCUUUUUGUCAUCUACAACGGACGUCAUCAUACGCAUUGUUGGUGAAAAUUACUCAGACAAACUUGAAAAACUUGAGAAAGAAAUUGAAAAGUGGUUUCCUGAACUACCCAAUGGCCAGAUCCAAGAAGGGGACAUUUGUGCUGCUGAAGUGGAGGGCUUUUAUCACCGGGUGAAGGUUUUACAGAUGAAGGAGAGCAGAAGAACUGUGGAAUGCCUAUUCCUUGAUCAUGGUGAUUCCGAUAGACUAGUACUCAAUCAGUUACGUGUACUAGAUUCUACCUUGAAUUAUUUACCAUACCAGGCAAUUCCUUGUGUUCUUGCUGGUUUAGAGCAAUAUUCUUGUAAUAUCGGUGCCAUUGACAAGUUGAUGGAAAUGGCACUUGGCAAGACUUGUGUGGCAGAAGCUGUGACAAAAGAUAACAAGAUCUUUGCAGUUUUGUAUGAUACAAUGGGUGAAGAUGACAUUAACAUCAACAAGGCUGUUGCAGAGUUUGCUGAAUCUGAAGGGACAGAUUUGCUGAGUAGUUUGGUGCACGAUGGCACUGAAUCCGUUUCCAGCUCAACUCUCUCUGAACUUUCAAUGAAAUCAACGACCACGCUAGAGAAUGUGAUGAAGCAGUCCAGCUUGAAGGACUCGGCGACCUCGCCCACUGCCAGUAGUAGCAGCCACACCUCGCCUGUAUCUGGGCAUCCGCCAGAUUCACCGGCCAGCUUCUCCCUACAUCACCCUAACCCUAACUCUCCAGAUAGUAGUAGCAGCAGCAGCGUUUGUUCCGGUAUUGUCACCGGCUUGCCUGGCAGCUCGACACCACUCAGCAGAUCUUCCGAUAGAAUCUCAGCAAAGACACCAGAGACCCCAGCCAUGUCGACCACUUCAGCAGUUGUUACUCCCAACAGCAGUGACUUUCCCUCUUCAACGAGUUCUGUUAUCAGUAGUUGUAGUGAUUCAUCGAAUACUGAUGCUGUUUGGUCAAAGGCUGACUACAUCAAGUUGAAGCCGCCGGGACCCUUCAAAAUGGCUCCCAUCCCAGAUGUGACCUUCGUGUAUAUCGACUACAUAGCUGACCCUUCUAACUUUCAUAUUAUUCCCUUUGACUUCCUGGCAGAACGAGAUAAUUUCACCGCCAGAUUGACUGACAAGAUGAAAGCCACCUCACCGCUCGUCACACUAACUGAUAACGACGUUCUAUUGUCACAUCCGUACGUAUCGAACGUUGAUGAUGCUUGGUAUCGAGUAAUCCCAUCGUCAGUCUGUGAAGACGGAGGUUAUUUUGUCUGGUAUGCUGAUUAUGGUGGAUAUGAUUUUGAAUGUACAGAAAACCUGAAGCCCCUUCCGGAAGAAUUUUGGGAUCUUCCCUAUCAGUCUGUUACAUGUAAAUUAAACAAUUUUAUUCCAAAGAGGGGCGAUACGUGGUCAGAAGCAGCAAAAUAUAAGUUUUUGGAAUUGGCCAACAACAAGUGCUUCGCUUGCAUUGUCAAAGACACAUCGACGGCAACAGACUCUGGAUCAGCAUCAGUGCCAGGGACGGAGAGUGCGAUUCCUGUUGUGUUGAUCGAUACCUGUGGGGAAGAAGACGUCUGCAUUGAUGAGGUCUUGCUUGCCUUCGGCUAUGGCCAGUAUAAGUCGUAGCGAGGUGUUUGCUACCAGGAUGGGGUUUGUCGGAGAGCAGACUUGCUGUAGUAGUAGGAGUUGUUGUUGAUGACGACGAUGAUGAUGAUGAUUAUAGUGACAACAGUGAGAUAGCUACUAUUACCAUCACCACCAUCACUACCAUUGCAUCAAUCAGUUAACUGCUGUUAAUACACUAUCAGUUUGUAUAACAAAUAUUUUUGUGGUAAUGUUCUAUAUGUAAAAGCCCAUGUGCACAUAUGUAAGAAUAUAUAUAUAUAUAUAUA